Messenger RNA from Spea bombifrons (plains spadefoot toad), 1049 nucleotides. RefSeq names its product aspartate beta-hydroxylase (gene ASPH). The coding region runs from base 97 to 927 and encodes 276 amino acids. Gene Ontology annotation, molecular function: peptidyl-aspartic acid 3-dioxygenase activity. NCBI's taxonomy places the organism in Eukaryota, Metazoa, Chordata, Amphibia, Anura, Pelobatidae. Gene Ontology annotation, cellular component: endoplasmic reticulum. The transcript has 7 exons. Gene Ontology annotation, biological process: peptidyl-aspartic acid hydroxylation. The record is from RefSeq and is a predicted model, not a curated record.
UAUGUUUUUGAUUUAACUCUACCGUUGAAUGUGAUGGUGUGAUCAUGUAUGAAAGUUGCCGUUUAAAUGCUUUAUGCCUUUAUGUAGGUUUUAUCCAUGGCUCCCAAUAACGGCUUCGCUAAAGUACAUUACGGUUUUAUAUUGAAAGCAGAGAAUAAGGUUGCUGAAAGCAUUCCCUACUUAAAGGAAGGCUUGGAGUCUGGGGAACCGGGAACGGAUGAUGGACGUUUUUACUUUCACUUGGGGGACGCCAUGCAAAGAGUUGGAGACAAAGAGGCAUACCAGUGGUAUGAGACUGGCCACAAAAGAGGCCAUUUUGCAUCUGUGUGGCAGCGGUCUCUUUACAAUGUCAACGGACUGAAAGCUCAGCCAUGGUGGACUGCAAAAGAAACCGGGUAUACUGACUUAGUGAGGACUUUAGAAGCAAACUGGAAACUGAUCCGUGAUGAGGGGCUUGCAGUGAUGGAUAAAGUUAAAGGCCUCUUUGUUCCCGAGGAUGAAAAUCUAAGAGAAAAGGGAGAUUGGAGUCAAUAUACUUUAUGGCAACAAGGAAGAAAGAAUGAAAAGUCCUGUAACAAUGCCCCCCGAACAUGUAGCUUGUUAGAAAGGUUUCCUGAGUCUACUGGAUGCCGAAGAGGACAGAUCAAAUAUUCAGUAAUGCACCCAGGAACUCAUGUGUGGCCUCACACAGGUCCAACAAAUUGUAGACUCAGGAUGCAUUUAGGAUUGGUUAUCCCAAAGCAAGGGUGUAAAAUCCGUUGUGCCAAUGACACAAGGUCCUGGGAGGAAGGCAAAGUGCUGGUGUUUGAUGAUUCUUUCGAGCACGAAGUAUGGCAGGAUGCCGAUUCUUACCGGCUAAUAUUUAUUGUGGACGUUUGGCACCCAGAGCUCACACCACAUCAACGACGGACCCUACCAGCCAUUUGAUCGAUAUAUGCCAUGGGGGAUAUUUCCCAAGGUCAAAACGCAUGAAGGGAUUAAGGUUUACAGAAAACGACAAUUUCUGUUUCUAAUCUUUUGUUUGUUAAAUACACAAUAUCAAAUGCCAA